This is a messenger RNA of Spinacia oleracea (spinach), 1094 nucleotides long. RefSeq lists its product as uncharacterized. Lineage: Eukaryota; Viridiplantae; Streptophyta; Magnoliopsida; Caryophyllales; Amaranthaceae. The transcript is spliced from 6 exons. The coding region runs from base 33 to 884 and encodes 283 amino acids. The record is from RefSeq and is a predicted model, not a curated record.
GACAUCUUGGUAUUAUAGUACGAAAUACUAACAUGUGUCCGGUCAAAGUGCACAAAUGGGCAGAUAUUGGAGACAAAGAAAAAGAACACAUGUGGGCAGCAGUCACGGAUUCCUUUACUAAUGAAAAUAUGGAGGCCUACAAGGAGCAUGUUUUGGACCAUAUGAAGGAGUUGUGGAGAAAAUGGAGGUCAGACUUGUUAAGGUAUAAAAUCAUUCAUAAGAAACUCACCUUAAAAGCUGCAUACAACGCUUCUCCACCUGAUGGGCUUAAUAAGAGUGAGUGGCAGUGGCUUAUUAAGGAGAUUUUUUCAAAGCGAGAAUUUAAGGAAAGAAGUGCCAGGAACUCUAAUAAUCGGGCUCAGUAUCUUAAAGAGUUAAUGCCUCGAACUGGGAGCAAGCCUUUUAGGCAAGUCAUUUGGGAUGAUUUGGGAGGAAAUAAUGGGAAGAAGCCGAAUUUGGUUGAUGUAUUCUACUCCACUCGAAAGAAAGGAACUCAGCUUCCAAAUGCGGAGACAACGCAAAAAUAUGAAGAACUUCGGGAAACAAUGGCAAAGGAUCCAUCACUUUCUCAAGUCGAGGUAGUACAACAAGUUUUUAAAUCAAAAUCUCGAGAUCGGGUUGUAGGUUUUGGAGGAGGAAUAAAGCUUAAAGAUGUAAGGGGACCACAACCCAGUAGAGUAGAGCUUCAAACUAAAUUGAAUGCUGCCAACAAACAUAAUGAAGUUCUUGCAAAUCGCGUGGAGGAAGUACAAGCCGAGAACAAUGAAAUGAAGGAACGUGUUAGCUUGGUUGAGUCUAGAAUGAAAAUGUUUCAAGAUGCAUUGGUGUCGCAACUUAAUGUUACUAUUCCAACUUCACAAGCAGGAUCAGAAAUGCAAGAAUAGGUCGAAGCUGCUACACAUCAGUUUUAGAUAUUUGGUGCAAAUUUUCUUACUUUUUUUAAGAACAAGGAAUCAUUGAGAUUUAAUUCUUAGUAUGGACCAAGUUAUAUAUUUGACGUUAUUAGUUUGUUUUGACUCACAUUGAAUUUGUUUAUUAUAAAUCUUUUGUAAUUGAUUACGUUAAUUAAUAUAAAUUUAGUGUAAUAUUCUAUA